GAUGACCAUUGAACUUAUCGAAAACAAUGACUUUCUUGAGUCUGUACUGUUUGGAAACAUCGUUGAAGAGCUACUUUCAGUUUCUGCCAGCAAAUUGGUUGACAUGGACAAGAAGAAUGAGUCUAUUGAUAUGCAAAACGUUAAAGAGAAGUUGGAUAACAAAACUUUCAAAGUGGAACUCCUUUGCAAAAAGCAAAAUUUUAGAGGAACUGAGCAAGUCAGGUACUCAAUUAUAUCUCUGCAAGAGCAAAAGAAAAUUGCACACGCUAAAAGGGUUAAGAGAAAACUGAUCUAUGACGACACAGAUGAUAACACUUCAGAUGAGCAUAUUCCAAAGCUUUUGGAGAUUUUGACAAUGAAGUUACCGAUAAAAAAAUCAAAAUUGGUCAAGCUUGGAUAA
Ipomoea triloba (trilobed morning glory) is the source of this 400-nucleotide messenger RNA. RefSeq lists its product as uncharacterized. Bases 2 to 400 code for a protein of 132 amino acids. The record is from RefSeq and is a predicted model, not a curated record. NCBI's taxonomy places the organism in Eukaryota, Viridiplantae, Streptophyta, Magnoliopsida, Solanales, Convolvulaceae. The transcript has 2 exons.